Messenger RNA from Drosophila suzukii, 2669 nucleotides. It is a transcript of the gene dbf, whose product is annotated as doublefault. NCBI's taxonomy places the organism in Eukaryota, Metazoa, Arthropoda, Insecta, Diptera, Drosophilidae. Gene Ontology annotation, cellular component: nucleus. The record is from RefSeq and is a predicted model, not a curated record. Gene Ontology annotation, molecular function: zinc ion binding; nucleic acid binding.
UAGACAAGACCGGAAAGUAAUUGUGUUUUGUUAUGUAGCUUUCGACUGGUGGAGAAACCGUUCACACAUUUUAAACACCGAUUCCCAACAAAUUCAAAUGUUUUGCCAACAUUUCGUAUUAGAAUAGUAGCACAAAACCUAAGAAGCGGUCGAGGAAUUUUGCGCGACCCCAAGUGUACUAAAACCCUUCUGAUUUCAACGACCACCGAGUUCUCUAUUUUCUAUGUAAAGUGACGAGCCAAAUAAGUGAAAAAGCAGAGCAAAUCCCACAAUCGAACGAGGACCAGAUGUGCUAGCCAAGAAACCAGGUCCGCAGCCAGCCCCAGACGAGUCCGAAAAAAAAGAAGAGAAGAAGCCAUCAGCCAGUCAGUGAGUAAUAGAGCCCGGAAAGGAGUUUCCAGAUUGAAGGACAUGUGGUCCCACCAGUACAAGAUGCGUCCGCAGAUGCACUUGCCCGUCAUCCACGAGCAGAUCGCGAUGCAGUGCGCCCGGAACAUAGUGCGUGUGGCCUCCGCCUUGCCGCAACCGCAGCCCCGCUGUCCAUCCGGCCAUGUGGCAGUGCUCGUGGAGCUGCGCCGCGUGGACGAGUCUACCGUGCACCGCUACCAGGUGAACGUGCCGCCCACGGGCUGGCCGUCUGGUGAUUCCCAGGGGUCGGAGGCACAGGAACAGGAGGGCUUUCAGCAGCUGGUGCUCCCCGGAACCCUGGAAACGAUGGGCCACAAGAUUCCUCAGCCGGAGAGACCUCCAUGUCCCAUGCACGGCCAUGCUAUUGUGGACGCUGGGAACGCCCCCAAAAUCUGGUCGCCGGACUCCCACUCUGGGCCACCUCCUCUGGUGAUGACCCAGUGCUCCAUGCACAUGGUGAAUGGCCAGAACCCUAAGGAAUUUGCCACCUUCAGUGAGCCCGUCGUGGCUGGCGAUUCACCGGACGUCCUGAGGGCGCACUUUACGGCCAGUCUCUACCAGCAGCAUGCCAGUCCCCUCACCUACUCGGACAUCUGGGUGCAGGGAGAAGCUCCGGGGCAUCUGCCCCAAGGGGAGUCCGCCCCCCAACCUCCCAUCCCGCAGCUCUGUUUGGGGGAGAGCAACGAGUAUGUGGCCACCUCGAAGGCACGACGCAUCAAUGGGCUCAAGGCGUCUCCCAAAAGAACUCCUCGAAACGGAAAUGGAAAUGGAAACGGAAACGGGAAGGGAAUAGAGCCACGCAGGAUGGCCGAGCUGUGCCUGGACAGCAACGGGAACUACGUGCCCAAUGAGCAGCUGCAGCGUCCUUUCAACAGCCUCCGUUCGCAGGCGAUCCCCAACGAAAUGAGAAUGGAACAGUCCUACAAUGGGCAACUUCAGAGCCACCAGGCGGAGUCGCCACCCAAGGGACUCAACGGCUACAAGGGCGAGCUCUGCGGCUAUGGUUACAUCGGCAAGGAUCCCGGCAAGCCCAAGAACGGCUACAAGGAUCAGCCGAUGGCGUUUUCGGAGCGAGGAAAUGUCCUGGGGCAGAUGCAUGCACAGUACCCGAGUCAAAUGAUGGGUCGUGUGGCAAUGAUAGAACCGCGCAUUCGCCAGGUGGCACCCAUUGUCCCGCAAAACAACCCGUCCUUGCGCAGUCUACCAGCAGUGACGGUGCCCCCGGCGCCACCUCAGGCCUAUCCUCGGGAGCUGCAGGAGCUCUUCCGCUGGAAUUAUUGUGCCCUGUGCCACACGGUCAUGCGGUCGCAGCGUAAUGCGCUGGACCACUACGCGUCGCGGGCGCACGACCGCCGGCUGAGCUCCUGGCUGGUGCGCCAGAGCCCCACUGGCCAUGCUGGUCAGGCGGGACAGGCUGUGGGCGCCGUGGGCGUGUCGGAGGAGACGCUGCAGUACUUGCGCUCCGCCCGCCCGGCGGACUUCUACUGCGAACUGUGCGACCUCAAGCUGACCUCGGUGAUGCAUGCCGAGCAGCACUUCUGUGGGCGCCGCCACCGCCUGGUGGCCCGCCAGAUGAUCAAACCGAACGGAGAGGGCUUCUACGAUCCGGAGGGCAAGUGGGUGCGCACGGACGCCAAGUUCCUGAUGUGCGAGCUGUGCGACGUGAGCAUCACCUCGGAGUCCCAGAUGGCCAUGCACAUGGCGGGCACCCGUCACCGGAGGCGGGUGCACUCCGUCUAUGCGGCUGGAUGCGCCGAGGCCAUGGCCUUGGGUGUGGGUAUGAACGUGGGCAUGAAUGUGGGCGUGGGCGUGGGCGUGGGUGUGGGUCUGGCCCCCUUCAAUGGCGGGCAGGUGUACGGGCUGAACGCCAAUGGAUCCCUGGCCCCCCUGAGGCCCAUAGGCCUGCAGAUCCUCCCAGCCCCGCAGCCACGUCCCCUUGCCGAUCCCUCCUACUACUGCGAGGCAUGCAACAUCACGCUGAACCAUUUGAAGUCGGUGCGGCAGCACGAGCAGGGACGCAUGCAUCGCCGCAAUCUGCACAGGCUUCCGGGACAACCGGUAUUCUACGAGUGAGCUGGCGGAUUGGGAGGCUGGGAGAUAUACUGGAUGCAGCCACAAAUAAUAUCAGCAGCCCGGAGUCCUGGAGUUACCGCACCCACUCCCACCCACCGGCGGAUAUUCAUGCUGAGCUGUGUGUUAUUUGCAAUUUAUUUUUGAUCAUCUACCUUUUUUUUAUGUUUUCUAGUAGUAUAAUAAAUAUC